AGGCUCAUGGGCGAGGAUGCCAUUUCCCUGGCUGAGUCCAUCAAUCUGGAAGAUGCUCAUUAUUCUUUGCUGCGAGGCGAGUUAGAGUGCGACGGUCAAAGCCUGGAAGCCGAGUCCUGGAGCGCGGCAGCCGACCCGGACUACCUGAGAGAUCUGGACCGAGGGGCCAUCAAAAGACAGGAUGUCAUCUACGAGCUGAUCCAGACAGAGAUGCACCACGUGCGCACGUUGAAGAUCCUCCGCCACGUCUACAUGCACGAAUUGCGGCAAUCGCUGCUGCUGGACGACGACAAAGUGGGCACGCUGUUCCCCGGCGUGGACGCCCUGCUCGCCCUGCACCAGCACUUCCUCGACUGCCUCAAGGUGCGCCAAAGCCAGAGUCAACAGGAGGGCAGUCCCAACGGCUACCAGAUCACCGAGCUGGGAGACAUACUCAUCGCACAGUUUUCUGGCCUGGUGGGUGAAAAAAUGAAGGAGUGGUACAGCAUUUUCUGCAGCCAUCAGACGGAAGCUGUCAGCUUCUACAAAGAGCAGCUGCAGAGCAACAAGAAGAUUCAAAGCCUCAUGAAGAAAAUUGGUCAGCUGGGACUGGUGAGAAGGUUGGGCAUCCCCGAGUGUUUCCUCCUGGUGACCCAGCGCAUCUCAAAGUACCCCGUCUUGGUGGAGCGACUGGUACAGAACACUGAAGUCGACACAGACGAGCACGAGUCUCUGCUCCAGGGCUUGGCGGCCAUCAGGGACACCAUCUCCCGGGUGAACGACAACAUCAGGGAGUACGAGAAGACCUCCCGCCUCCGUGAGAUCUGCGCGCGCCUGGAGCCCAAGUCGGGCGGCCGGAUGAAAGACGGCCAGCUGAUCCGUCGGGAGGAACUGAUCCAGGGCGACCGCGCGCUGCUGCACGAAGGCCCGCUCGCCUGGAAGUCUUCCGGCAGACACAAAGACGUCCAUGCUGUGCUGCUGUCAGACGUGCUCCUGCUGUUGCAAGAGAAAGAUCAGAAGUUGGUUUUCGCUGCUGUUGAUAAUAAACCGCCAGUGCUCAGCCUUCAAAAUCUGAUCCUGAGGGAGGUGGCCCACGAGGACAAGGCCAUGUUCCUCAUCUGCGCGUGCACCGCCGCGCCGCAGGAGGUGUACGAGAUGUACGAGCUGCACGCCGGCUCCAGGGAGGAGCGUGUCGCCUGGAUGGGCCGCAUACGGGACGCCAUAAACCGUUACUCGGCGGAGGACAAACACUUCCAGGAGCUGAUGAGCAGAUUGCAAGACUAUCAAGAGCGUUUGAAGGCGAAGGACGAGCGCAUCAAGCUGUGCCUGUCCGAGAAGCUGCAGAUUUUCAGCACCAUGUAUCAGGACAUGACCGGCCAAGAGAGCCCCACGAAAGGGCUUCUGCUGCGAGGAGACCCCGCCGACCUCCAGCAGGGGGAGACGCUGCUCAAAGGAGCCAUCCAUGAAGUGGAAAGCCUUCAAAAUCUGCUCUUCCGCACAGCUAACAUCCAGGAGGGCGAUUAUGUGUUAAAGUGGAGGUCGCACGGGAGGGCCGAGGCCUCGGGGCCGGUCGACGCUGACCCGUCUGCAAACACUCUCAUGAAUCACACGUCUCCCGACGGAGACGUGCUUAACGGGCUCAGCGUUAAGGCCGACGACGCUCCGUCCCGAGAGACGACGCGCUUCCCCGAGAGCCACGAGCAGCCUGCCACCAGCACCGCGUGGACGCAUAUUUGGGCUUCGGCCACCGGCGACUUCCGAGCCGAGGUGUGUGAACGCGUCAUACUGCUCGCCCAGAAGCUGUAUGCAUUACAAGCCGUCGUGGCCCAGCAGGACAGUCGGAUCGAGCUCCAGCACACGCUGCGUUCUCCCGGUCAAAGGCAUUCACGGCCCUCCGGCAGCGCCUUGCUGGAACAGGAGAAGCAGCGCAAUCUGGAGAAGCACAAGGAGGACCUGGCCAACCUGCACAAGCUGCAGGCGCAGCACCGCGAGGCGCAGCAACGCUGGGAGAAGGAGCGAGAGCGCCACAGCCUCUACAUGGAGGCCCUGGAGUCCGAGCUGAGGCUGCGGGAGGACGAGUGCGCCCGGCGCGAAGUGAAGCUCAGCGAGGAGAAGGGCGAGUAUGAUCGGCAGUGGGAGAACUACCAGCAGGGUCUGGAGCGCCUCCGGGAGACCACCAAAGCCGUGGAGAGGGAAAAAGAAAGCCUGAAUCAGGAGAAAGAACGUCUGGAGGACAAGCUGAAGAAGUACAUGGAGGCCGUGAGUGCGGGCAACGCAAACUAUGAUGACUCGUACAUCAACCUCUCCAGCUACAAGUCAUUCAGGGGCAGCCUCGCCAACAGCCCGACCAGCGUAAGCCCGCGUCCGCACGUCCUACUGGCCAUCGCCCGCGACGGCAACAAGGAGACGCCGCCCAAAGUCCCGCCGCGCAAGGAGAGCAUGAGCGUCCCUCCGGCGGCCAAACCCGAACUGCCCGUGCACCUGGUCAGCACCACCAACCAGGUGCACAAGGUGGCCGGCGUGGUGCAGCAGAUCCCCACCAAGCUGGCCACCAUCUCCAAGGGCAAGGACCGAGGCUUCCGUCUAAGGGCGGCGCAUCAGAGGGCCCACAGCGCAGCCUCCAUCGACGUGAGCCAGGUCGUGCCCAUCAGAGUGACGGGGAAGGAAGGAGGGAGUCUGAGGGCCGUCUCCCAUUCGGGUACAGUAGAUGAAUCAUCUGGGCAUGCCAGCAGCGUGAAAAUAUCACAGUCGUUCAUGCACCCCCGAAGUGGUGCGGAGGCCCCGCCCCCAGUCCCACCCCCUUUCCCCAAGGAAGUGCUGGAGAAGCCGACGGAGAAGGUGAUCUUCCUUUAAUUCACGCCAUUUUGGACUGAGGAGUGGAAAGACUGGAAGUCCUCUUUGAGGUACUGAACACAAAUGUGUUUUUCUUAAAACAUUUUUGCGUGAGAUGAAGAGUUUAAAAACAAAACAAAAAAAAAAAGGAAAGCGCAGGAGCCAUUUUGCACAGUGGAGAAAAUAUUAUGCUCCAUGUUAUUCAUGUUCUUACAUUGCCAAAUAUUUUUUUUUGGACAAAUGUAUUUUUGAUUGCAAAUGAACACUGCAUUUUAGGAGCUUUUUAAUUUAAUGGUGCAUGGAAGCUACUGCAGAGGAGAGUUUAGAACAAGCACUGCUUUUGAAUUAAAACAAACAAAAAAAACUGCUGCAUAUUGAAAUAGUUGUGCCCUAGCUAAUAGGCUAUGGAAUUAUU
Messenger RNA from Hippocampus comes (tiger tail seahorse), 3226 nucleotides. RefSeq names its product rho/rac guanine nucleotide exchange factor (GEF) 18a (gene arhgef18a). Gene Ontology annotation, cellular component: plasma membrane. Gene Ontology annotation, molecular function: guanyl-nucleotide exchange factor activity. The transcript is spliced from 18 exons. NCBI's taxonomy places the organism in Eukaryota, Metazoa, Chordata, Actinopteri, Syngnathiformes, Syngnathidae. Gene Ontology annotation, biological process: regulation of Rho protein signal transduction. The coding region runs from base 7 to 2832 and encodes 941 amino acids. The record is from RefSeq and is a predicted model, not a curated record.